AUGCAUGAAAUUGUUACACUUCAGCUUGGUCAGCGGGCUAAUUAUCUAGCAACACAUUUUUGGAACCUGCAGGAAUCAUACUUUACCUAUGAUGGAGAACAGUCAGAUAUUGAUCAUGAUGUUCAUUUUCGACCGGGUGUUGGAGCAGAUGGCUCCGAAACCUACACCCCACGCACAGUAAUCUAUGAUCUGAAGGGCGGAUUUGGAACAUUGCGCCGAUACAACGCACUUUACGAGCUAAGUGAAGACUCCACAGCAGGUCAAGGAUUAUGGGAUGGACAAGAGAUAGUCCAAAAGCAAACUCCAAUUCAACCAAGUGAAUAUCAGAAAAGCUUGGAUCUGGGCACUCAACCCCCUCGCCUGACCUCGGAGUCCGUACGCUACUGGUCAGACUACAACCGAGUGUUCUAUCAUCCAAGGUCUAUUGUCCAGCUAAACGAAUACGACCUAAACUCCCAGAACAUGCCCUUUGAGGAUUGGAAUGUCGGGGGAGAACUAUUCAAAGACCUUGAUAAGGAGCAUGACCUGCUGGACCGUGACCUGAGACCUCUCCUUGAAGAAUGUGAUCACUUGCGGGCGCUGCAACUGUUCUCCGGAUCCGAUGAUGCUUGGGGCGGAUUUGCAGCCCAGUAUAUGGAACGACUGAGAGAUGAAUUUGGAAAAAAAAGUAUUUGGGUGUGGGCUAUUGAGGACGGCACCAAGACACAGCGGCACCACCAGUUCAAGAAGGAUACGAACAAGGCCAGGUCACUUCACUCGAUCUCGCAACUGGCAUCGCUCUAUUCUCCAAUUAUCGACGUUCCGCAUAAGCUGCCCGGCUAUAUCCAUGUUGAUCGCCAAUCAGAAUGGCAGAAAACAGCCCUGAUAGUCUCAGCGAUUGAGACGGUCACGCUGCCUUCCCGAUUGCGGCCAUAUCAGCAUUUCGAGGCCUCUCUCGCCGGGGAAGAUGGCACGCACACCAUCUUCGAAUUACAAUCCUCCAUUAAUAAAAUGAAAAUCAAUGACGGCCAAACCAAGGAAGCCUCCAAUGAAGAUGGGCCGACUCAAGCCGAAAUUGAAUUUGACAUUGACUUCGCCUAUGACGGGGAGUACAAAAAAGGCGCCCAUGUCUUCAACCAAGUCCAAGUCACCCGCGGAGACGAACCGCAAAGGGACAGCGAGUCCACCGAGGACAGAGACAUUGGGCACCGUCGCAAGAUCAGGAGAUACAACUCAGAGUCGAUAUUGCAAAAAUUCCACACGCCACUCCGCAUGCCUAUUCUUGACAGUUUCCCGCAUGACAUGUUCCCCACCCCCGAGACAGGUACUGGAGUAAACGUGUUUACCGCAUUGACCGCCUCGACACGGACAGCUCAGAGCAUCAAGGCUAUCUCGGCAAGUGCCGCACGUCUAGUCUCGGUCGAUGAGCGUGAGGCUUUGGUAAAUGGACUAGGCGAGAUUCGAGAGUACUACGAGACGGGGUGGAGUAGUGGCUCGGACGAUGAUGACGACUAG
Penicillium psychrosexuale is the source of this 1494-nucleotide messenger RNA. RefSeq names its product misato family protein. Gene Ontology annotation, biological process: mitochondrion distribution. The record is from RefSeq and is a predicted model, not a curated record. Lineage: Eukaryota; Fungi; Ascomycota; Eurotiomycetes; Eurotiales; Aspergillaceae. Gene Ontology annotation, cellular component: cytoplasm. The transcript is spliced from 5 exons. The coding region runs from base 1 to 1494 and encodes 497 amino acids.